Molecule: messenger RNA, 6858 nt
Organism: Gadus morhua (Atlantic cod)
Lineage: Eukaryota; Metazoa; Chordata; Actinopteri; Gadiformes; Gadidae
Exons: 23
Coding region: 586-6105 (1839 amino acids)
Biological process (GO): regulation of transcription by RNA polymerase II
Cellular component (GO): nucleus
Molecular function (GO): DNA-binding transcription activator activity, RNA polymerase II-specific; RNA polymerase II cis-regulatory region sequence-specific DNA binding
Source: RefSeq, a predicted model, not a curated record
AUUUACAGCAGUGUCACGUGGCUGCAACAAGAUCCCAUUGCACCGAAGAAUAAACACAACACACAAAGAAAAUGACGGCUGUAGCCCUUCCCGAAAGUCACGAGGCCGUGAGGAAGCUUGCUCAUUUCUAAGCAGAGCUUAGGAAAAAUCUGAGAUACUUUUCAUAUUUAUUGAAUAUUUGGAAAGUUCAAUAUUGGAGUACAGUUAUCUGAAGGUAUCAGAAGUGUGGCAAGACUGUUUGGGAUGACAGAGGAAUAAUAGACAGGAUGGACAUAAUCCUUACAAUCAUCUAUACAUUUUAUAAAGUAGCUUGAAUACAAACCACGCCUCUCUCAUUCCUCACAUUAGUAUGAAUUAAAGAAUUCUCUCCGUGUGGUAACCUCUGCUCCUGAAUUUACGGUAACGAUGGACUCGUAUUUAUGGUACACCCGGAAGUAAACAAACCUCGAUUAUUUAUUGAAAUAUUACAAUUCAUAUAUAUGGUGUGACUUGACUUAUGGGCGGGUGACCGUCGUUGGCGUCCUUUUGAUGAUCAAUUGGCAUUAUUGGCAUCGCAGCAUAGCCGGGAUUAUUUUAAAGUAAAACAUGGCGAUGGAGAACUACGGGAAUUUUCACACUCAGUUGGUUUCCAUUGUGGAGGUCUUGGCUAAUACGGCCGUUCUUGAGAUCUGCAAGCUGGUGGACGAUGGUUAUACCCACCUGAGGCUGGAGGUGUCCCGGACCCAGAGAGAGAACCUGGAACUGAAGAGCAAACUGCGGCUGAUGGAAGUUGGAGCCCCCGUCCCGCCGUUGGGGAGCUGCCCCGAGAAAGGUCACAGUGCUGACUCUCUCCUUGGAGGUCAGGAUGGAGAAACGGACUUGCUUGAGGAGAAGCCUGUGGUGGUGAUCAAGGCAGAGCAGCUGGAAGAGGAGCUAACAGGGUGCAUCAUGGGAGAACGCCAUCGGGAGCUCCCUGCUAGCGGCAUGCUGGUUGAGUGCACCUCUCUCGCCCCUGAGAGCGCCGGGGCUGGCGGCGAUGGUGGGUGCCACGCCCAGCCGGGGGUGGAGUUUUUGACCUCUGACCCAGGGAGCUCCCAUGCGUCACGCUCUGAGUGGGCGUCGUCCUCGCCGUGCGCCGAUGAGGACGCAGCCGGCAUGGCGACGCCCUCGGAGGAGGACGGCCCCUCCCUGGACUCGUUCCAUGACCUGUUCUCCUCCCCCGACGUAGCGCAGGCGCUGAGCGCUCCUGGCCUCUGGGAGGGAGGUGCGGAGGAGCGCCUGGCAUCCGCCUUCUCCUUCCGGACCUCCUCCUCCUCCUCCGUCACCACGGCGAGGGACCCUCAGACCGCCGAGUCGGACGGGCGGGGACAUCGGGACGCCCCGCCGUGCGCCCGGGGUCAAUUCUCCGGCGGGCCAGUGGCCCCGCCGCUGCCCCACCCGGGGCACCUCCGCCAACCCUUCCUCCACCUGCAGCAUCUCCACGCCCAGAGGCUCCACCCUCCGGCCGCGGAGCAGCCGUUCCGCUGCGGCGUGUGCGGGAAACACUUCUCCCAGUCCAGCCACAUCAAGCGCCACAUGAGCGUGCACACGGGCGAGCGGCCGUUCGGCUGCAGCGUGUGCGGGAAGCGCUUCUCGCAGGCGUGCAGCCUGAAGGUGCACCAGGCCGUGCACACCGGCGAGCGGCCCUACGGCUGCUCGCAGUGCGGGAAGCGCUUCUCCCUCCUGGGGAACAUGGUGCGGCACCAGGCCCUGCACGUCAGGAAGGAGCCGCAUGGCACCGUAGCCGCGCUCUACGACGGGAACUCAGACGAGCCACAACAUCAAUUGCUGCUCAUUUGCGUGCGGCUGGUCUGCGGGUCAGAGGAGAUGGCGAUGAUGGCGGAUUGUGUUGGCUUUCAAGCGCAGAUCGCUUCCAUCAUAGAGAUGCUGGCCAACUCUGCCGUGGUGGAGAUCUGCAAACUGGUGGACGACGGAUACGCAGCCCUGCGCUCCCAGAUGGACAGGGAGCGAGAAAAGAGCGAGAAGGAAAACGACGCGCUGCGACGGAAACUACGGGACAUGGACGUCAAGAUGCGGACCUACGAGCGGAAGAUGAGGAGACGGAUCCAGCGAGCUGAUGAUCUGCACAACGUCCAGUAUCGGCCCCCCGAAGAACCAGAAGAUCAAAUAACCUGUGAUGUGCCCAUGGUCACAGGUCACAUGGCCAUGGAAGACACACCUCAUGACCUGUCGCAGGAGGAGGGCGUGCUGGAGCCCCUGGUGAAGGAGGAAGCCGCUGAGAAGUCAGACUGUAACCUGGACCUCAAGGUGGAGUUGAACAUCCGCUCGGAGCGCGGUCUCUCCACAGUGCUGCCGACGGCCGAGGACCCCGGCCCCUCGGAGCCCCCGGCCGGCUGCUCCGCCGGCCUGGGGGGCCCCGCCGGCGCCACCAUGGACCUGACCUGCAGGGCCCGGCGGAAGGCCCCCAGGGGCCCCGCCGGCGCCGCGGCGGGCGACGGAGAGGUUGACCUGGACGGGGGUGGAGCCUCUGACGUGGCCUUGAAGCCGGAGGCGGCGGCGGCCGGACUGGAGGCGGAGUCCGACCAGCUGGCGGCGGCGGCGGCCCCUCCCAGCCCCGAGCGCCUCAGCCUGGGCCUGGACCUGGCCUGGAUGCAGGAGCGCGUCAGCCACCUGGGGGCCGCGUUCGCGGUGGCUCAGCUGGGCCUGGGGAACCCCGAGGGCGGCCAUCCGGCGGCGUCCUUCGCGGGCCAGGGCGGGGGGGCGGACUGUCUCGACGGCCCCCCCACCAUGGUCUUCCCCGGCGGCGCGGCGGCGCACGACAUGGCCUCCUUCGCCGCCUCCUUCGACCUAGCCGCCGCCGGAGCCGCCGCCGCGGGCCCUCCCGCCGCCGCCGCCGCCCCUCCCUCGGCCAUCGGUGCCCUGGGGGGCGUGGCCAAAGAACCCAUGGUGUGCGGGGUGUGCGGCCGCGUGUUCCCCAGCACGCCGGCGCUCGAGCUGCACCGGCGCGUGCACGCCGGCGAGCGGCCGUUCAGCUGCCCCCACUGCGGGAAGGGCUUCGCUCAGCCCAACAACCUGCGGGUCCACCUGCUCAUCCACUCGGGGGAGCGCCGCUACAGCUGCUCGCUGUGCGGGAAAAGCUUCAUCUCCUCCAGCCACCUGAAGCGCCACCGCACCGUGCACACGCAGGAGAAGCCCUACAGCUGCGCACGCUGCGGACAGUCCUUCAGCCAGAUGUGUAGCGUCCGUCGCCACCGGCAACAGUCCCAGUGUGGACCUGAGAGGCUGCGACACAAGAGUACGGUCAUGGGUCUCGUGUCCUGCAGGAACCUGGUCACUGAUCCGGCCCCCCCGGUCCGCCCCCCUGGAGCCCACAGCCGGCUCCGGUUGCCGGCCUCUGAGAAGCGCUUGCCGCAGGUGGAGCAGCUGAAGGGCUUCUCCCCCGUGUGGACCCGUUGGUGGGCCUCCAGGUUGGACAGCCCGGAGAAGGCCUUCCCACAGGCCCGGCACACGACCACCUCUUCCUCCUCCUCCUCCUCUUCCUCCAGCAGCUCUUCUGUGCUGAAGGAGGGAGGAGCAGUGGGCGGGGCUCCUGAGUCGGGGGUCCAGCGGGUGAAGAAAGCCUCCAGGUCCAACACAGAGACCUCUGAGGCCGCAGCCUCACUGCCGGGCCGCCGGGGCUGCUGGGAGGUGGAGUCCUUGGACUGCGUGUUGGUGUCUGUGGCCCCCGCAUGGACAGGGAUAGUAGUGCAGGGCUCUUCUGAAGGCUUGGCCUGGGGAGGCAUCGAGCCGCAGUCCCUGCCGCUGCCACCGGGUGGCGCCCGCUCUGCUUACCGUGUCCUGCUGGAGGUCGCAGAGGCUGCCGGAGAGGCUCUGAAGCGGUCGUUGGAGCCGACGUGCACCCUGGUUCGGCCGAUACUGGCAGCGCUGUCCCGCAGCCUCCGCUCGGCGAAGCCGCGGGCCAUCUUGAGCUCCAUCAGAACCAGAGGUAGCAGUCCGAGAAGAACCAUGGCUAGCCGCCUAGCCUUCCAGACCCAGCUCGCCUCCAUCAUGGAGGUGCUGGCUAACGCCGCGGUGGCGGAGAUCUGUAAACUGGUGGACGACGACUACGCGGUGGUGAGCCUGCAAAUGUCUCAGUGCCAGAGAGAGAACAAGGCGCUGAAGAGGAAGCUCAACCUGAUGGAGCUCAAGAUGGCCCGCGGCUUCGCCGAGCGGAGGCUGCGGGACAGCGCCGCCAGUAUCGGCCGAACCAGGGUGCACGUCGUCUCCAACGACCGCUUCAGAUCCUCUUCGGCAGCCUCUGGUGUGGUGUUUGAGGGGCAGAUGGACAUGGUUCCUUGGCCAGGCGGAGUGGUGCCAGGAACGGCCAGCCGAGAGACCACGACCUGCGACCUCCAGCAGGAUAUGUCUGCGGACGUAGAGCUAGUUGAAGCAGAAUUGGUGAAGCAGGAGAAGAUGGAGGAGGCAGAAGAGGACGUGGAGGAGGAGGUUCAGCUCAUCAGAGCAGAUGGUCAGAUGGAGAGAGGACCUGGGGGAGGCCGGGUCCAGCGGAGCAGCCGCCCUCAGCAGGAGGUCCAGGCCGCCUAUCACCACAAUGAGUGUCCGGACCCCGCCCCAUCAGCCAGCACCAGAGGAGUGGAGAAUGAGGAGGAGCCUGACGUGAAGCGAGUGAAGCAGGAGGCGGGGCUAGAGUCUCCAGACCACGCCCACCCCACACUCAUCAUACAAGAGGGAUUGGUGGAAUCCAGUACAGACGACUACAAAGCCAGCCUUUCAUUGGACGGCGUCAGCCAGCCGGCCCAGGAGCUCCAGGAAUGUGGGCAGGGCUUCUCAGAGACCCCUGCUGACCCCCAGGCCAAGCCUUCAGAAGAUCCCUGCACUACUAUCCCUGUCCAUGCGGGGGCCACAGUCACCAACACGCAGUCCAAGGACUCCACCUCCCAGCAGCCCCGGCGGCCCGGCAGUGAGGCUGCGGCCUCAGAGGUCUCCGUGUUGGACCUGGAGGCUUUCUUCACCCGCUGGACCCCCGACUCAGGAGCCCCGCCCACUGCUCCUCCCUCCUUCAGCACAGAAGAGCUGCUGGAGGAAGAGGAGGAGGAGGAGGAGGAAGAGGUGGUCCUAGUAGGGGAAGACCACCAUCCUCCACGCAGGAGGAGAGGGUUCAGCCAGAGGAGCUCUAGAAUACACACCAAUCACAGCCCUUCUCCAGGCACCUCGCUGUCUGCAUCAUCACGGAUACAGGCCCCUCCCCCACAACUCACCUGGAGCAGGGCAGCGGCCAUGAUGAGAACGACGCAGACCCAGUCGCUGCAGCACGGGCGUCAUGGCAACAGGACCGCCCAUCGUGUUCUACAUUCCUCUCAGAACCCGCUUACCACCAACGCUGGACUUGCUAGCGAUGUCAGCCAUCGAGCUGGAACACUGAAUCGCCGUUUUGCCCAUUUCCCCAGCUUUCCCCCAGCCGGUCUACCAGCCAGAGGCACUGAAGGGAAGGGGCUGAGCAGCGAUGGUUCGGGACUAGAUGGUGUUAGCAUUGGGCUCGAUGGUGUUAGCCUUGGGCUAUCUAAUGUUAACAUGGGGCUGGGUGGUAUUAGCAUGGGGAUGGAUGGCAUUAGCGGGGGACUAGGUGGGGUUAGCUCGAGGCUAGGUGGUGGCAGUUUAGGACAAGGUGGUGUUAGCAUUGGGCUGGAUGGUGUAAACAUGGAGUUAGAUGGUGAUAGCACUGGGCAAGGCAUUGCUAGCAUGGGGCUAGGUGGGGACAGCGGGGGGAUAGGGGAUGUUGGCGGGGGCCUCGACGGUAUUAGCUCCAGGCUAGGCGGGGGAAGCCGCAGGAGGAACUACGUGUGCAGGGCCUGUGGGAAGGCCUUCUCCGGGCUGUCCAACCUGGAGGCCCACCAACGGGUCCACACGGGGGAGAAGCCCUUCAGCUGCUCCACCUGCGGCAAGCGCUUCUCAGAGGCCGGCAACCUGAAGAAGCACCAGCGGGUCCACACCGGGGACAAGCCCUACAGCUGCCCCCGCUGUGGGAAGCGCUUCGCCUGGGUCUGCAAUCUGAGGACCCACCAGCAGACCGGAGCCGGCUGUGGUUCGGGUCCGGGAGGGGAGAAUCUGGAUCAGCUGGGACAGUGACACCCAGAGGCCUAUAGACUCAAAUAUAACCUCAGGGACAAAGACAUUAAGCUAUUAUAUUAUUAUUUAACACAUUCAAAUUGUAUUUCUUUUCAAAGUAGAAGGCACUCUGUCCAGAAUUACUACACAAACAAGUUAAAGAGAACAGUCAAUCUCUGCUAUUUUGUAUUAUAAGAGGUUACUGCUUCAUAGGUCCAUUCCCGAUCCGGAACGCCAACUCUGUAUCUGCCAUUGGUCCUGAACGAUUUUCCACACAACACGUGUUGCAGUGCUGUCUCUUAUAUUAGAAAAUAGCCCAGGGAGCCUGUUCCCAUGGAGCAUCUAAUGCCGCGUUUCCACUGCAGGGUGCGGUACGGUUCGGUUCGCCUCAGUCCGGUAGGGAUGGGGCGGUAUAGCCCAGCUCAGUUCCGAGGUCGCGAUUCCACCGCCGACAGUACCCUUUAUGGUAGGCCGGAUGUCGAUCGCCGCGGCAGCUAAACAUUGUGUCAUCAUGGCAGCGCGACACAGUGUAGCCUGCUCAAUAAAAACAAUGGAAAAGUUUUACGUUAUUGUCGCGUUUUACAUUUCGCGUUUUACGCGACACCUUCAUUGUAAAGAAUAAUACCUCGAGGCUACUGUUUGUUUGUUUUUAUCCCCACGUCGCCCGGAAGUGACGAUUCUGUCGACCAAUCAACGGAGGGGGUGUGUAGCUCGAAUUCUCCGGCACCUUUUCAGGCGUCCCCCAACGGAGGAGUACUGAAGACGAGGGCAAAA